Messenger RNA from Annulohypoxylon maeteangense, 1090 nucleotides. RefSeq lists its product as uncharacterized. Bases 136 to 963 code for a protein of 275 amino acids. The record is from RefSeq and is a predicted model, not a curated record. Lineage: Eukaryota; Fungi; Ascomycota; Sordariomycetes; Xylariales; Hypoxylaceae. The transcript has 2 exons.
UGGGUGUUUUAACAAACCUCUUCUUCUUCUACUUAUCUUCUUGACCCUAGCCUUACUCCAACCAAGCAAUCCUACGGCUGAGUAAAUCUUCCACAUUGAAUCUCGCAUAGCCAAAUACCCUAGACACUCGUAACCAUGGCAGAGAAACAGAAGUAUCUGCUCCCGGAGCCGGAGAAGGAGAUCGGGCGUCUAACGGAGCAAGACUCCGUCAUCACGCACAUGAUGAAAGGCGUGCGCAUCCUAGCACCCAUCGACUUCAAGCAGCCGGGGUUCCAGAUCCUCGACUCGGGGACAGCAGACGGGCUGUUCCUGCGGAGCAUCCAACCGCAGCUGACAGAGCCGUACAAGCUUCUCGGCUUCGACGUCAUGGAGAGCUUCUUCCCGCCCGUCGCCCCGCCACACACCACCUUCGGCAUCCACGAUAUCUCGGAGCCGUGGCCGGCCGAGCUGCACAACGCGAAUGACUUAGUGCAUCAGCGCUUCACGAUCCCCGGCGGCGCGAAGAAGGCGACACCGCGCGAAAUCGUCCAUUACCUGUGCCAGCUCGUUAAGCCCGGCGGCUAUAUCCAGCUCGUUGAGAUGGACAUCACUGGCACUGCUCUCGGCCCCGCCAUGCGCGAUGCGUGGACCGUUACUGGUGCUUUCCUCACUGCUGCGGGUGCCGGCAGCGACUAUGCGAAGAGUAUGCCUGGUUGGCUCGUGGAGGAGGGCUUUGAAAAUGUCGUGGAUCGCCGCGUGGAUCUGGAUUACGGCGUUCGGUACAAGGAGGGUGAUUGGGGUGUUCGUGGCGCUAAGGUGAUUGUUGAGUCUUUUAGAGGCGUUGUUGGCGCGUGUAAGAUGAUGAAUAUCGAGGUUCCGGGGAUAGACCUGGACACGGUGCCGGAGCGGGCGGAGAAGGAGCUGAUGACGGAAGGCGGAGUUUACCCCCUUGUGUUCGCGUAUGGUCAGAAGCCGCUUGCUUGAAUUAGUGCACUUGAUGCUCCGGGGGUAGAGUAAAAGUUUUGGGAAUGCAAUAUCGGUAUUUGGGGGAAUGGGUAGUGGUCACCAUUCCUUUAUGACCCAUAGUCUAGGUAAACUACAGGACCAGCUU